This is a messenger RNA of Euleptes europaea (tarantolino), 1211 nucleotides long. It is a transcript of the gene TDP2, whose product is annotated as tyrosyl-DNA phosphodiesterase 2. The record is from RefSeq and is a predicted model, not a curated record. Gene Ontology annotation, cellular component: PML body; cytoplasm. Gene Ontology annotation, molecular function: single-stranded DNA binding; 5'-tyrosyl-DNA phosphodiesterase activity; protein binding. Lineage: Eukaryota; Metazoa; Chordata; Lepidosauria; Squamata; Sphaerodactylidae. The transcript is spliced from 7 exons. The coding region runs from base 1 to 1137 and encodes 378 amino acids. Gene Ontology annotation, biological process: double-strand break repair.
AUGGAAGUGAGCGGCGUUGCUUCGGGGAUGGAGCAGGAGGAAAUGCGGGCGGAGCAGCGUCCAGCUGAGGAGGAGGGAGAAGAGCAGAAGCAGCGGGCGGACGCAGAUGUGGAAAAGCACCGGCGGCAGCUUUGCACGGAGUUUGCUUCUGUCGCCGGCAGUGACGCCGCCGUGGCUCGGUGCUACCUGGCCGAGAAUGACUGGGACGUGCAAAGGGCGCUGAAUUCUUACUUUGAACCACCCCUUGAUGAACAGCGUUUGGACAGGGCGCCCCAGGCUCUCCCCGGAACUGAGACCUUUGUUGACCUGACUGAUAGUCCGAAUGCCAGUAGUGUAGUGGCUGCUGUGAAAGAGGCAGGGCUUGGCCCGCAAGAGGAUGACAGCACACUUUCCUUAAUUACUUGGAACAUAGAUGGCCUGGAUUUGAGUAAUCAGCAAGAAAGGGCACGAGGAGUCUGCUCCUAUUUAGCUCUGUAUCGUCCAGAUGUGGUAUUUUUACAAGAAGUUGUUCCAAUAUAUCUGAACUAUCUGAAGAAGAGAGCUGUUAGUUACACAAUUAUUCCAGGUAACACUGAAGGUUAUUUUACGGCUAUAAUGUUGAAAAAAUCAAGAGUAAGAGUUUUACAUCAUGAAAUAAUACCUUUUCCAACAACCUCUAUGAUGAGAAAUUUAUUAUCAGUACAUGCAACCGUUUCCGGCAAUGAGCUUUGGUUUAUGACUUCCCAUCUGGAGAGCACAAAGGAUCACGCUGAAGAGCGUUUAAACCAGUUGAAGCUGGUGCUGAAGAAAAUUAGUGAGACACCAGCAUCCACUACUGUGAUAUUUGGAGGAGAUACAAAUCUGAGAGACAAAGAGGUUGCUAAACUAGGUGGUCUACCUAGCGACAUUCUGGACAUCUGGGAGUUUUUGGGCAAGCCAGAACAUUGUCACUACACAUGGGAUACAAGCCAAAAUACUAACUUGGAUGCCCGUUACAAGUGCAAGAUGCGGUUUGAUCGCCUGCUUCUUCGAGCCGCUUCUACUGGUGGGCAAAUAAUUCCCCAGAGUUUGGAUUUAAUUGGGCUGGAGAAACUAGACUGUGGCAAAUUCCCUAGUGACCACUGGGGUCUGUUGUGCAACUUUGAUGUGGUACUAUAAGAAGAAUCCCUUUGAAGGACAAUUUUAAGUUGCUUUCUAAAGACACUAUUCUAACUCUUCUUUAUUUUAACCAU